Molecule: messenger RNA, 1694 nt
Organism: Wyeomyia smithii (pitcher-plant mosquito)
Lineage: Eukaryota; Metazoa; Arthropoda; Insecta; Diptera; Culicidae
Exons: 3
Coding region: 316-1626 (436 amino acids)
Source: RefSeq, a predicted model, not a curated record
AGUACACGCUUUCUACGGAAGUCAACAUUUUGCGAAGCAAGUGUUUCAAUUCCAACUUUCCAACAGCAAGCUUGCCCAAUCGAUUAAACACGCUUCGGUACUACUACCUAUCCUUUCGAAUCAAAAUUCCGCAGUAAACGGCCAUUGAACUCGCAAUCAAUGUGACAACGCAUUUUCAACGCCAGCCGCGUGUCCUGAAAUCGUCCAUAGUAAAAUCACAUAUCUAAUCUCGCCGGACGGUAAUUUUGCCCCGGGGUGAGAUUGAUAAAAACAACAAACUGAGGUGCUAAGCGUGCCACAUCGUUCGACAGUUCAAUGUAUUCCACAGGUGCGGAUUUGCGCGAGGCACGAGUAACGAUGGACACACAACCCGAGUACGUGCAGGUUGGCCUGAGAAAAGUCGCUACCGAGCAGGGUUUCACCGAAGGCAAAUACCGGAUCGAGUUUGAAUCGGGUUCCAACAAGGGCGAUGGAUUUAUGGGAACUAUGUCCAAAGUGUUCAUCCGCCAGGAGGAUCGUAAGGAGCUGGUGCUUCUGGUGAAGGAUAUGCCGGAAAAUUUGGCACGUCGUCAGCAGUCGAUUGUUAUGUUUGACCGAGAGGCGGUAGCGUAUAGUUCAGUUAUUCCGGCGUUGGAAAAGUUUCAAUCGGAUAAAGGUAUAAGCGUAGAUGAAGGGGGUGAGGGGUUUAUGCGGGUUCCGAGAUGUUAUUACACCCAUAGUAAUAUGGAAAAGUUGGAAGCUGUGGUCAUAAUGGAAGAUUUGCGUGAGAAACACUUCCGCAUGUGGAAUAAAUAUGUCCCAGUGGAUUACGAGCACACUCGAAUGCUUCUAGAACAGCUGGGGAAAUUGCACGCGAUCUCCUUCGCUAUGCGAGAGCAGCAACCGGAGCGGUUUUUCGCAUUCAAAAGGUUAAUUGACCCAAUGAAAAUAAUGAUUGAAAUGGAUCCUGACAAAGGCAUCGAUAAGUUAUUUGGGGACGUGUAUCAGCGAGCGAUUGUGACUCUGGAUGACGCGAAGGAUGCUAAAGUGAAAGAACUAAUGAAAAAAUUGGAGGAUAAAGUAACUAAACACUAUGUAGAUUGUGUAACCGUAGAUGAUUCUGACCCAUAUGCAGUUAUCGGUCACGGAGAUUGCUGGAUCAACAAUAUGAUGUAUAUGUACGAAGAGGAAAGCCCAGUACCAGUCGACAUCCGGCUUAUCGAUUGGCAGCUGUGUCGCUACGUGUCUCCAAUUUUAGACCUCUCGUACUUUAUUUUUAUCUGCACUGAUGCUAAGCUACGCGCCCAGCACUACAAUCAAUUGCUGGACAUUUAUUACAGCUCAUUGUGCGAUUAUCUCGAACGAUUAGGUGGAGAUGCGAAGCGUCAAUUUCCCAGAGAGGCUUACGAAGCACAAUGGAAAAAGUACGGUCGUUUCGGGUUGAUAAUGGGAAUGCUUGUAGUGCCCAUGAUCUGUACGGCCGCUGAAGAUUUACCCGAUAUGGACAAGUGGAUUGAGAAGAUGAAACAAGGUGACGAAGACGUGGAGUUUGAGUACGCAACCGAAGAGAAAGCAGCGAAGCUCUAUCGGGCACGGAUGAGCGGCGUGAUUCGUGAUGUUGCCAGAUUCGUGUAUUUGACUGAUUAGAGUUCAUCGAUGUAAUGUAACAGUGAUUUCAAUUAUGUCAGCAGUAAUAAAUGCUUUUGUACACAAUA